AUGACGUCAUUAGUCAACACUAAAUUAGUUGAUAAAUAUUCAAAAUACGUUAAAACAAUUAGAAAUCGAAUUGUUGAAGUUGAAUUUUAUUGGUUUCAAGUAAAUCCUCGUCAAAGUUAUCGAUUACGAAUUAAUGAAAAAGAAUUUAAUGAAGUACAAAAACAUAUGCGUUCAAAAAAAUUAUUAAAUCUAAAUUUUGAACAUUUUACUGAUUUAAUUACACCAAUAUUUGCUAAUGAUGCUGCUGAAUUUAGUAAUUUUGUAUUACGUUCAACUUUUGAUAAUUUAUUUGAUCUAAAUUCUAAUGGAACAGUUGAACAAGAAGAAUUUGAAUCACUUUUUUUGUUACUUCAAGGUUUUAAUACCAAAAAACAAAACUUAUUACAAGAAAAUCUUCGUCAAAUGCUUGGUAAUCGACAUAAACAUAUUUCGUUUACAGAAUUUUGUGAUUUUGUCAAAUCUGGUCAUUUGCGUCAAUUAUUUAUGAGAUUUACUGCACUUAUUAUAAGUAGUUUAAAUGGUUUUGGUUUGAAUAUUGUACGUAAAUUUGCUAAACAAGGUUGUAACAUUGUUGUGAAUGGAAAUCAAAUUGAUGAAAAUAUAAUAAAAACAAUUCAAAAUGAAUAUCAACAAAGUAAAACAAUUUAUAUAUCAGAUAAUAUACAAAAUGAAAUCGAUAUACAUAAAUUAGUUGAACAAAUAUUCAAUUAUUUCCAACAUAUUGAUAUUCUUAUUAUAAAUAAUGAAUGUAAAAAACAUUAUAGAGCUUCUAUUGAUGAAUUUCCAACAGAAAACUGGAGAGAUAUCAUUGAGCAUAAUCUGAUAUUAAAUUUUGCUUUAGUUAAAACUCUAUGGCCUUAUAUGAAACGACAACAUUAUGGUAGAAUUAUUAAUAUUGAAAUGUUUACAAUUUAUAUCUAUAAACCAAAAAUAGUUGUUGAAAAUCUUUUCGUAUCAAAUGAACAUAGCUUGGUUACUGGUGAAUAUAAAUCAGCGUGUAUUACUUCACAUCAUGCUUUGCUUGGAUUAAUUAAAGCUAUUUCUAUUGAAGGUGCACCAUUUGGAAUUACUUCUAAUAUCAUUUGUCCAGGACAUAUAAAAACAAACUUCUUUGAGCAACACGAUUACAUAAAAACAUUAGCUGAUCUUGUUUUAUUUUUAUGUAGUGAUCAAGCUCAUUCAAUUACUGGUCAAUCAAUUCCAUGGUGUUUAACAUAG
Molecule: messenger RNA, 1218 nt
Organism: Rotaria sp. Silwood1
Lineage: Eukaryota; Metazoa; Rotifera; Eurotatoria; Philodinida; Philodinidae
Source: the annotation of a GenBank genome assembly